This is a messenger RNA of Leptidea sinapis, 4500 nucleotides long. It is a transcript of the gene su(sable), whose product is annotated as protein suppressor of sable. The record is from RefSeq and is a predicted model, not a curated record. Gene Ontology annotation, molecular function: metal ion binding; RNA binding. NCBI's taxonomy places the organism in Eukaryota, Metazoa, Arthropoda, Insecta, Lepidoptera, Pieridae. Bases 437 to 3877 code for a protein of 1146 amino acids. Gene Ontology annotation, biological process: negative regulation of DNA-templated transcription. The transcript has 2 exons. Gene Ontology annotation, cellular component: nucleus.
AUCUAUAACCUAUUGAAACUGGUAGCAUUAUAACUUGCUAACAAAAGCCGAAAGUAGGGUGAGUCACUAUACGCCAUUUAUUGUGAUUGUGUGUGUGAACAUUUACACGAAUCGUGACCUCGUUAAAGGAAGGACAAAGAUAUCUUGCCAUUCUAGAAGGCUGACGUCAUUUACAAAUCGUGGCGGUGCGGCGCUCGAGAGACGAAAACCUAGCGCAGACAUUGUGAAAUGUGAACGGCCGCCCACUGCUUGCAUAUUAUCUGCUACUCAAUUCUAAUAUAUUACUGUAGAGUUGUGGCCAUGUACAUUGUACAGUUAGUCCACUGUAUUCUGCCAUACAUGUUGAUUAACUGCGCAUAAUUUUUAUUUAGUGAUACUUGGAGAAAUAGUUCUUAUAACUAUUGUUUCAACGUCAAUAAUUAGUAAUUCCUUGAAAAUGAUGGAGCCAAUAUCUAAUACGGACUUGGAGGAUGGAGAGAUUGAAAGUGAUGGUGAGAAUAAUGAAAAUCAAGAGCAGUUGAGAGAUGAGCCCCCAUUAGUAAAGGUUGAUGAUAAACCUCAAGAUGGAGGUGGAACACAAGAUGUUUACUUUUCAAGAUCAGGUAAGAAGAAGAAAUCAAAGUCAAGUAAAAAUGAGCAGAAGUCUAAAGAUAAAAGCAAAAAGUCACGAAAAUAUAAUAAUCCUUUAGAAGAUGAUUUCGCGGGAAACAUUGAAAAAGCUAUUCGGAAAGCGAUGAAAAAAACUGAUGACGGACAAGAGCAAAAUGAGAUCGAUGUAGAUGAACGUAGACAACAUAAGAAGAGAAAAAAGGAAGCUAAGGAGGGUUCAAGUAAGAAGCGUAAAAAACAAGAAUAUCAAGAUGAAGUGGAUGAAUCUGAAAUGAUGUGUGUUCGGGGAGCCUCACCAGUACAGAAACAGUGUGAUGAUGAUGCAUAUUCAGAAGAGGAUAAGGACUCUUAUGAGUCCGACAGCAGUAAUGAUUCUCGGGGGCAUAAUAAGCGAAGCAAAAGGAAUCGGCAAAAUCAGCGUGAUAAAAAGUCAAAGAAUGAUAGGAGAAGAGGAAACAAUAACUUGCAAGAAGCUGAGGGUGUUUGCAUCUACUACAUGCAAGGUAAAUGCCACCUAGGCGAUGAUUGUAUUUAUUCGCAUGACGCAAACCCUCCCCGUAAAAUGGAGUUAUGUAAAUUUUACCUUAUGGACUGCUGUGCGAAACGAGAUAAAUGUCUCUACAUGCACUCAGACUUUCCAUGUAAAUACUUUCAUACAGGUCUUCCGUGUAUUUAUAAAGAUGACUGUAAAUUUGCCCAUGGGAAACCUUUAAAUGAUGCCCUUAGAAGUAUUUUGUUGAAACAUAUAGAAUCCGCCCCCAAAGAGAUCCUGGGUGACUUCCCUCGUUUAAACCGCGAUGAUGCGAUGAAGAUGAUUCAAAGUACGCAGCUAAAGUUAAAACCUCAGUAUUCGGAUGAUGAUAAUAAUGAUAAUAACAUUCCAUCACUUUUUGAUAUAAAUAUACCACACCCACAGAACUUAGACACAAUGCAAGGCAAUUUCAAUAACGACAGACAAAACAAAAUAUCACCAAAAAUAAGACAGUCCAGGUGGCAAAACGAAAACAGUCCUAUUCAGAAUUUUAAUGUGACUAUGUCGCCUAAUAGCAGUUUGACGAAUGUAUUAAAUAUUAAAAAUUUAUCGGGUGUCUUAACACCGCGUCAAAUAUCAGAUCUUACGAAAUUGGGUAUAGAAAAUUUAGACCAACUUGGACAAUUAACAGUAUUGCAAUUAAAUAGUAUUGGUAUUUCAUUAAAACAAAUUACAGAAAUACAACUGAAUACAAUGAGUAUUCAGAAACUUGGUUUAAUAAAUAAUACUGAACCACACCAAACUCCAUUAAUUAGCUCGGGCAAUAAAGAUUUAGAUUUACGGGUUCCACCCACGGCUCCUGUGCCUAACAGUACACUUGUUAUGGCAGAUCUUCCUGGACAGGAUGUUGAUAUGCGUUUUCAACCAUCUGUAACAGCUCCACAAAAUAACGCCGAUUCUAUAAAGGCUCGUACUAUUCAAAGAGAUGUUGUGCAAUCUAAAGAUAUGAUAGACAUAGACCAGUACACAAAGGAUGCUCUAAAGUUUGCUUCUAAAGACAAAGAGAACAUUGAUGUUUCUAAUGACACAUACGAACAUGAGAGACUAAUUACAGCUUGUGAAAUUAAAGACGUUGAUCAAAGAGUGCUUCCAUAUAUUGAAAGUGAUCCAAAAAUACCUCGAAGUAGUUUCGAUGAAAACACAGUUCGUGUGGAAGGUGACACCGACAUACGUUUCCUACAGCCUGAUCCGAUUUUCAAAAGUCCUCCCGGUAAAAGAAAUCGUCGUUCUACCACCGAUGAUGACGAUGAGAAUAAUUUACUGAUUGAUGAAAAAUGGUAUUCCAGUGACGAGGAAAAGGGAAUUAAAAAGAAAUCGCCUACAACAUCUCCUCAAAUGGGAUUUAUGUCGCCUCCCUCUGUAACACCUGUUAUAGAACCUUCAGCAGUUUUAAGUAAAAUUGGUGAUCUUUCUAAAAUUGAUAUAACUGAAGAAGUAACUAAGCUGUUAAAUACAAUGAAAAAUAAUUUACACGAAAGUACUCCAAUUCCUACAGAAAGUGCGAAUACGAUUUCGUCACGGGAUCCUCGAUCGCGACGUUCUCCUGACAAGACCGCUGAAGCACCUAAAGUCACAAACAAAAAGUCAAAUCGUGUAUCAAUAUACGAAUGUGUUGAAGGUGAACCCACAGAUGGACGGAGACGGACUGACGUAGACUUAAGACAAACAGAUUUUCCACCAAAUUUCGGUGACACUGAUUUAAGGCAGAGUGCUAGUGGAGAUAUUGAUUUACGUUUAAGCUUGCCGUUUAAACCACUUCCUAAUUACACUCCAGCGUCUGAAAUAAAUGGCUCUAUUAAUAGUCAUCCGCCUAUACCCUUUAAGUUAUCGCUUGUCUUUAUACCUCGACCUGACUAUACUGACAUAAAAAAUAGCACAGCGAAAUCACAGGCUUUGGUUGAUCCUAGAUUACGAAAAGUUUUCCGCCUAUCGGUAGACGAGUCAAAUAGCGACAAUGAAAAAGCUACAGUCAAGCCACCAGUGAGUACGGGUCCAAGAAUUGACCCAAGAAGAAAGCCGAAAGAAGUAGAAACUUUAGAACCAAAAACCAAUUCGUUGGAUUUGCAGACAAUUCUCCAAAAUUCAAACUGGUACAAAGAAUUGAGUUCAACACAGAAGAUAUUCGUAAAUCAACAUUUGGCUCCAAUUACACAAAUAAUAAAACAGUAUCACCAGGACACUUCACCUGCGAAGAAGUUUGAUAUUGCGUCUAUACAAAGCAAUACUAUUUUAGGUAAUAUAUUUACGAAUUUGGGCGUUUCGUUGGGUGAAAACGCCGAGUUCACGUAUUUACCAAAACCGAAAGAACCUUUAUUAAAAACUCCUGUUAAUCCUAACCCUUUCGCCAUGACGAAUAAUAUGAACGGGCCUCAUGGGGGUAUUGAGUCAAAUAUGAACAUGAUGAAUGGCCCUCCGAUGGGUAUGGGGGGUAUGAAUAAUAUGAAUCAUUUACACGGGUACAACCAACAGGAUCACAGGGGUGGGCCGACGCCGGGUCUGCUAGGUAUCGCACCGAACAUACCUCAUGGGUUCGCGGGCCCUAAUAAUUUCGGUAACAUGGGCUACAACGGUCCAAUGCAGGGUGAUUUCAACUUCGACGGUGAUCAUAACUUUCAAAGAUUCUCAAACAGAGGAGGCCCUCGCGGUCGCGGGAACGAUAGGUGGAACCGGGGAGGUUCCAACAGAGGGCAAAGGGAUCGGAAGAAAUUCAACGAACGCGGUGGUUGGAAGAAUUAAGUCUGUUAUAUAUUAAAUUGUAAAUACUUCAUAUUUAAUAUUAGGCUGAAGUUAUGUUAUAGGUAUUACUAGGUACUCAAUUUCCCUUCCAUUGUAAUGUGAUCAAAUGGAUAUCAUUUCAUGAUUAUCCUUUAGUAAAUAUAUCUCAUGUCAAUAAGUAAUAAUUGAUAGUGUAUAUAAAUACGUCUUAAUAAUAUUUUUAAAUUAGAGUUACAUAAGCAUAAUCAUAGACAUAUUCGAUAUAAUUUUAUUUUAUUAAUAAUGCUUAAUUUAAUUAUGUUUAUGCAAAAGGUACUCAUACGAGCCAAAAGUUUUAAGACUGAAUGUGGGUUAUAUCUGAAUUUAAUGUUUUUAGUUUUAUUAUGAUUAAAAGUGAAAAUGAACUGUGUUAAAGUAGUAUAUGUCCUUAUGAUCUAUUCCCGAUUGAUUGUACCUACAGCUGUAAUUAAACUAUUGUUCUCUUAUAGACAAAAGCAAUAAAGUUAGAGAGCUAUAUUUCUAAUCGUGGUCCCAUGAAAUGUAGUUUAAAAUACUUGAUAAGGGUAAGAAUCAUAUUUUUUAGUUUUUCGAUUACACAUGUAAGAUGAAAGCCGUGGACUUUUAAAUAAAUCUAUUUAUAUAAA